AUGGCUACUCCCUCUGUUACUCUCGCAUCGUUGCAAGAUACAACACAUGACUAUUACAUUCAUCCUAAUGAGAAUCCUUCAUUGGUGCUUGUUUCCCCGAUUCUUAAAGGUCACAAUUAUCAUGGAUGGGCUCGCUCGAUGUCUAUGGCACUACAAAUGAAGAAUAAAUUUGGCUUUGUUGAUGGUUCCAUUCCUUGUCCAGCUGGUACAGAUCCAAUGGUUCAAGCAUGGAAGCGUUGCAAUAAUCUAGUUUUAUCUUGGAUCAAUCAUUUUGUUUCUCAUGAGAUUGCUACAAGUAUUAUUUGGAUUGACUCUGCUGCUACGGCAUGGAAGGAUCUCAAAGAUCGUUUCUCCCAAGGUGAUUCUGUUCGAAUUUCACAAUUGCAUCAAGAUCUUUAUUCAAUGCAUCAAUCUGAUCUAAGUGUUACUGCAUAUUACACUAAAAUGAAGAUUCUCUGGGAUGAACUUUGCAAUUUUCGCCCUAUUCCUGAAUGCCAAUCUUCUGCUUCUUGUUGUGUUGUUUCUAAGACAAUGAAGGAAUAUCGUGAAAAUGAUUGUGUUCUAUGUUUUCUUAGAGGCUUGAAUGAUAAUUACUCUGUUGUUCGCUCUCAGAUCCUUCUCAUGGAUCCCUUGCCUUCUUUACCCAAAAUUUUUUCGAUGAUAAUUCAACAUGAGCGACAAUUACAAUCAGGAAUUCUUUCUCAACCUCCAGUCAUGGCGUCACAAGUUUCUCAAUCUAAACCUUCUUUUUCUACCUUCAAUGGCAGAGGUAAACCCUCUCCUGCCAAUGAUUAUGGCCGGGGAAGAUCUUCAUAUCAAGGUUCUCAGGCUCGUUCCUCAGGGGGAAGGUUUGGUGCACCUCGACAAUGCACUCACUGUGGCAGGACAAACCACACCAUUGAUACUUGCUUUCUAAUACAUGGAUUACCACCUGAUCUCAAAUCCAAAAGAGUCCACAAUGUUACAACAGAUUCUUCUACAGUAGUUCCUUCUUAUAAUAAUUCUCCGGCACAAUCACAUUCCGCAAUUUUGGGACUUUCUCAAGAGCAAAUUCAUGGUUUAUUGGCACUUCUUCCUCAAUCUAAUCCCACAAUCCCACAUUCUACUAAUCUAGUGAGCUCUCAUAAUGCUUCCACUUCUUCCCAGGCUCAAGGACAAGUCAACCCUGCAGAUGAUUGGCAAAGCUGA
Messenger RNA from Vigna angularis (adzuki bean), 1188 nucleotides. RefSeq lists its product as uncharacterized. The transcript has 2 exons. The record is from RefSeq and is a predicted model, not a curated record. Lineage: Eukaryota; Viridiplantae; Streptophyta; Magnoliopsida; Fabales; Fabaceae. Bases 1 to 1188 code for a protein of 395 amino acids.